Molecule: messenger RNA, 477 nt
Organism: Danio rerio (zebrafish)
Lineage: Eukaryota; Metazoa; Chordata; Actinopteri; Cypriniformes; Danionidae
Product: zgc:171929
Biological process (GO): regulation of keratinocyte proliferation; negative regulation of cell differentiation; regulation of keratinocyte differentiation
Cellular component (GO): nucleus
Molecular function (GO): DNA binding
Source: RefSeq, marked predicted
GGUAUCCGGCCGUACAGGUGUGAUCUGUGUGAGAAGGCGUUCACACAGCGCUGCUCUCUGGAGUCUCACCUGCGUAAGAUCCACGGUGUGCAGCAGCAGUACGCGUACCGCCAGCGCCGCUCCAAGAUCUUCGUGUGUGAGGACUGCGGCUUCACCUCCAGCCGACCCGACCAGUACUUCCUGCACGUGCGGCAGCAGCACCCCGGCAGCCCCGCUCUGCGCAGAUACUACCGAAAACACAUGCUGGAGGGCCCCGGACCCCAUAACAUCAGCCCCUACAUGCUGUAUCCCAGCGCAGGACUCUACAUAUGACCAGCGCUGCGCUGAUAGCCUGCUUUAAAUGCAGUUUUUGUUUCUAGUUUUAAUAUUUAAAGAACUCCACAUAUGAUCAACAGUGCACUGAUAACACACACUUGUAAGUUUUUGUCUUGUUUCUACAAAUAUCAUCACAAAUAAAGAGCUCCAGAAACUCUAUAA